This is a messenger RNA of Ectocarpus sp. CCAP 1310/34, 2119 nucleotides long. NCBI's taxonomy places the organism in Eukaryota, Phaeophyceae, Ectocarpales, Ectocarpaceae. The record is from the annotation of a GenBank genome assembly.
UCCGUCUUCGUAACCAUUCCGUGAUCGGGCUCUCACCCAACUACUUGGGCGUUGUGAGGGGAGGAGUAGAGGAGAACAGGGACUGCCCUCUAUGCCUUGUCCACUCUUUUGAGGCUUGCUGUCCGUUCCGCAGGACUGAAAACGACAGGAAAUUCAUUCAGGCCUGCUUCAUGAGUUCGUCUCCCUUGGACCAUGGCAUUACGGUCGCCGUGGGGCACGAGAACGACGACAACGACGGUACAUUCUGGAUGUGCUGGGAAGACUUCCGUGAGGUAUGGAUGGAGAUCACAAUCUGCUCGCGCAGCACCGACGCUUCGGACCUCGCCCUCGACGUUCACGAAGACCUGGGGUGCCCCGGCCCAUGCGUCGGUUGCCUAGGCGGAUGCUUCGGGUACUGGUGCCUUUGCCGGGGGUGCAAGCACGUCAUCUGCCCCACGAAGAGCAAGGAGACCACCCGCGAGGGGAGGAAGUGCACCGGCCUCAUCUGCUGCGUCUGAUUGGCUCGGGAGAGGGGGUCUGAUUGGCGUGGGAAAUGGCGUCCGAUUGGCCGGGGAAAGAGAGCGUCGGUACUGCUUCUGAUUGGCCCAGGAGAGGGCGCCAUCGCUUCUUGUAUUUAGCGCAGGAGAGAGCGUCAUCGCUGCCUCUGAUUGGCCCUGGAGAGAUCGUCUGAUCGGCCCUGGAGAGAUCGUCUGAUCGGCCCGGAGAGGGCGUCAUCACUGCAUCUGAUUGGCCCAGGCGAGGGCGUCGUCGCUGCUUCUGAUUUGCCCGGGUGGAACAUGUCAUCUAGGAUUUUAUAUGCGUGUCCCCGAUUGUUGUUAGGCACUACUAGGGAUGUCUGGCUGGCUUCCACUCCCAACAACGGUGUGCCGCAAAGUUUAGUUUCGUCCCAGGCGUCCAGAGAAAUUGGAGGUGGGGAUGGGAUAUAGAUAGGACGACCGUUCGUUUCGGAGAUUGAUUGUGUUGAGGCACUAAGUUGCACUUGCCAGUUUGCGCCGCCGCUCGCCGUUCGAGACUAUGCAUGCAAAUAAACUGGUUUGUGUUUUGCAUGGUGGCAGGGACCUGGCCGGGCCGAAUGACAUGAUACCGUGUAAGAAAUGAAUAGGUGGCACAUAUGCGUGUUAAUGGUGCCUGUAGAGCCGUUGCAUUGUCGUGUUUGUGGCGGAGUGCCGGUAUGUAGCGUUUUUCCGCCCCUUGAUCGUUAUCGUGUGGUUGUAUAGUUGGUAGCAUCUCGUCGGUCUCGUUAGCUGUAUGUUUUUUUCUAAGUUCUCUGUUUCUAAUCAUGCUUGCGGCGUUUCUUUUUUUUUUUGCUUCAUCCGAGAUGGGAGGCAACGAGAGCAGAUCUUCAUUUGUUGCUGCUGCUCUUUGGAUGUGGUUUUGUCCCUCCGCUUUAGCCAGGGAUGCGGGUCAGCCGGACUGCGUUCUUGCUGGAGCGGCUUGCUUUGCUGUGCUCUAUUCUGAUUGCUGGUCGUGGCAAUUCGGACACCAACACGCAAAGCACACAUUCGCCAUAAUAGUGGCAAACGUAUGUAAUGUAGUCAAUGUUUUUUGCGUCGGGUUGGUGGAUAUUUUGGGGCAGGCGAUGUAGGUACACGGAUCAGGUCUCCCCACGGCGUUUCGGCGUCUGGCGAAGCUUUCGAGGAUUUAUGAAACGGAUGGAUCACGAUGUGUCAGCGCGAGGCAUCCGAACGUACUUCUCCCCUCGUAGCUGAUCUGCUGGGUGCUUCUUCGACGGGAUGCUGCCUACUCUUUUUUCGAGUUGGUUGUUGAACCCUUGUUCCAGUUGUUGUGUUCCGUGCGGUGCUGUGCACGGGAGGGCGUGGACACAGGGUCUUGCGCUCCCCGUCACUCCGGCGUUGAUCCUUACUCUCUCGGACGCGAAGACAAAGGGAGACCGAAGGUUCCGUGUAUUGAGAGGGGGGAGCAUCGAACUUAUUCGAUUCGUCAACCCGAUAGGUUUUUAUCCACUCAGUACGACUACUCGCCGGGCCCUUCGGUCGAGGGUUUGUGAGCCGAUUUGAAGCCUACAUAUAAAAAGUAAGCAUGAAAACCAUUUUUUCGCCCUUGACUAACAGGCCAUCCAUGCGGUUCAUUCCUUUUUACCAUCGUCACAUGCUUUGUA